AUGCAUCGCACUUAUUCUAUGCGCCAGACCCGGGCGCCUACUGCCUCCCAGCUCCAGAACCCCCCGCCACCUCCUUCAUCCACCAAGUCCGGCCGUCUCUUCAAGAGCAGCUUCGGCCAUGCCCUCCGCCGAAAUGCCGGUGGUGCCUUUGGCCCCGACCUCGCCAAGAAGCUCUCCAUGCUGGUCAAGAUGGAGAAGAACGUGAUGCGAAGCUUGGAGACUGUUGCCCGUGAGCGCAUGGAAGUUGCUCAACAAUUGUCUAUCUGGGGUGAGGCCGGAGACGAGGAUGUUUCCGACGUUACCGACAAGCUCGGCGUCCUGCUGUACGAGAUUGGAGAACUCGAGGACCAAUACGUCGACCGAUACGACCAAUACAGAGUUACUAUGAAGAGCAUUCGUAACAUUGAGGCUUCAGUCCAGCCCAGCCGUGACCGCAAGCAGAAGAUUACCGACCAGAUUGCUCAACUCAAGUACAAGGAGCCCAACUCACCCAAGAUUGUUGUUCUCGAGCAGGAACUCGUCCGAGCUGAGGCUGAGUCCCUUGUCGCUGAGGCCCAGCUGUCCAACAUCACCCGCGAGAAGGUCAAGGCAGCCUACACCUACCAAUUCGAUGCUCUGCGUGAGCAUUGUGAGAAGGUCGCUAUUAUCGCCGGCUACGGAAAGCAUCUCCUCGAGCUUAUCGACGAUACUCCCGUUACACCCGGUGAGACCCGUCAGGCCUAUGAUGGUUACGAGGCUAGCAAGGCCAUCAUCCAAGAUUGUGAGGAUGCUCUCACCAACUGGGUCACUUCCAACGCCGUCGUCUCUUCCAAGCUCUCUACCCGUGCCCGCACACUUUCUCAGCGACGCCGAACCAACAUCCGCAACAGGGGAGAGGGCCAUGACCUCUCUGGCCAGGAUGUUCCCCUGAACGACGGCAGCUCUUGGACCGCUCGCGACCGCGACCUUGAUAGUGAAGAGGAGGAAGAGGAUGAGGAGGAUACCCGUGGCUCCAUUCUGGACAGCGACGGCGGUAUGAACGGCGAGUCUCGUGGACGCACACAGGAAGCUGUUGCAGCAUAG
Fusarium coffeatum is the source of this 1062-nucleotide messenger RNA. RefSeq lists its product as uncharacterized. NCBI's taxonomy places the organism in Eukaryota, Fungi, Ascomycota, Sordariomycetes, Hypocreales, Nectriaceae. Gene Ontology annotation, cellular component: plasma membrane; eisosome filament. The transcript is spliced from 5 exons. Gene Ontology annotation, biological process: eisosome assembly; endocytosis; negative regulation of protein kinase activity. Bases 1 to 1062 code for a protein of 353 amino acids. Gene Ontology annotation, molecular function: lipid binding. The record is from RefSeq and is a predicted model, not a curated record.